AUGAGUGCCAACACUAAGACAGUUGCCUUCCUCGGUGGUACCGUUGGCGUUGGUCUUUCAGCGCUCAAGCACACUCUUGCAGCUGGCCACCAAUGCAUCGCCCUUUGCCGCACUCCAGCCAAGCUCGCGGCAUUGAUUCCACUCGAAUCAACACCCAACCUCAAGAUUGUUGAAGGCAAUGCACAUGAUCUCAGCGCAGUCAUCAAAUGUAUCCAGGCCGACGAUAGUGGAGAAAAGCUUGUUGACAUAGUUGUCUCAACUAUUGGUAGCAGACCCAAGGGUGGCAUAGCUCCCGAAGAUCCUCAAUGUUGCAGAAAUGGCGCGGCUAUCAUGGUCGAGGCCAUCAACGAUCUUCGAAACAACGGAGCUACUGGCAACCCGCAUAUUGUCACGUUCAGCACCACUGGUCUUUCCAAAUUUGGACGUGAUUACCCAUGGGUGCUUUGGCCAAUCUACGGAUGGCUUCUCAAAGCUGCGCACGAAGACAAGGAGUUGAUGGAGAAACGCUUCAUGGAGAGCGGGCAGCCGUUCACAGUUGUGCGCGCUAGUCUGCUGAAUGAUGGUGUCACCAAUAAAACUGUCAGGGUUGGCAUUGAGGAUCCGAAGACCGGACGCGAAUCAUUGAAUAUUGGGUACUUCAUUUCUCGAGAAGACGCUGGAAAGUGGACUGCGGAGAAUCUGGUCCUUAAGGAGGAAAGGAAAUACCUCAACAAAAUUGUGAUGAUUACGACUUGA
Molecule: messenger RNA, 735 nt
Organism: Penicillium pulvis
Lineage: Eukaryota; Fungi; Ascomycota; Eurotiomycetes; Eurotiales; Aspergillaceae
Product: NAD(P)-dependent oxidoreductase
Exons: 1
Coding region: 1-735 (244 amino acids)
Source: RefSeq, a predicted model, not a curated record